UGACGUGUUACUAUAUGUUUGUAGGCGCCUGCGGAAGUCCGUGUAGGUGACACAUUCAAGGUGAAGGUGAUGUUCAAGAAUCCACUGCCCAUCCUCCUCACCCUGUGUUACUUGGAAAUCCAGGGACCAGGACUGCUUAAACCAAAAAGCAUCAAACAGAGCUCUGUGGGCGCCAAAGAAAGCUUCGUGUACGAGCUCGAGAUGACCGCCUCCAAACCUGGCACCAGGACGAUUGUCGCUAGCUUCGACUCCAAAGAGAUUGUCGAUAUCAAUGGAAGCUGUGAAAUAGAGGUCAAAGAGAAGUGAAAUUCAGUUUGACGAAGUCAAGACAUUUGUUUGACAUAUAUUGACCCGCGUUGACACUUGGUUGUAAUCACACCUGUGUUGAAGUCUGCAAUUCGAUACCCUCGCUUAUUAAGAAACUUCAAAAGUUUAUAAUUACGACUUCUACUCUACUAACACAUGAUAUUUAAGGAAUGAAAUUUAUUUUUUAACAUUCAUGAGUUCAUAACAACACUGGCUUAGCGAUUCAUGAUAAAUUUGUCCAGAAAGUCAAUGGUGUUAUGACCUCAUAGAUGUGGAAAAAAUAAGUUUUAAUUCUUUACAUUUACAUUAUGACUGUUUUUGUUUUAUAUGUUAAAGUACCCAAUGAUAAAACAAAUAAUGAUAUUUCAUGGAGUGACGUAGGAGAGAGAGACCAACCGUUAUCGCGGGACAGUGUCAGAUCGUUCUUGGCACGAUCUUAACAACCUUAAUAAAAUCAACACAAACAAAAUGUAGUUCCAUCUACAACACUUAUUGUGCGAGAUAUUGGAGUGACUUUUAUAUUUUGAACAUUAAGGAAACCGUAACACUAUUGCAUUUAUAAAAAUAUUACAUUGGUCGUGUCUAUUUAAAGAACUGAGAAGAGGGGAAAUUCCGACGGCAGAGAGUACUACCGUGGCAACGUGGUCACCGACAUGACUUCAUUCUGUGAUGAUACUAAUGUUGUUAUAUUUUUGCCUAUGCUUUUAAGCAUACUUUAUAUAAAUAUUGUACUAUGUAUGUUGAUGAAUGCUUCAGAAAAUGUACAAGUAAGCUAUCAAUACACCCAGCCCGAAAACCUUGUCUUAAAUACAGCACAAUAUGCAUGCCAAUUAAACCUAAAGCUUACAUCUCUAGUUGAAUAUGCCUUGCAUUUCUAUUAUCUUAAAAAAAUCUUCAAAAUCUUCAAAAAAAAAUCCUUGUUCACGUGCAACAAACUAGAGUGUCUCUAAUACUUGUAUUUUCCGCUUUGUCCUACAUUGUGGAAAAUAACUUAUUGAAUGUGGGUAUAAGGUAGUUUAUAUUUCUUAAAAAUCCAUGUGAAAAAUCAUUUGACAAAACCCUCUUACGUAAACAUCCGAAAUAGUACUCGUAUUUUCUGCUAUUUUCCAAACUGGGGAAAUAUCUGACUUUGGUGUGUAUAUAUACAUAAACAUGUAGUUUGUAUUUUAUGUACAUCAAAGACUAAAAGAUUAACAGUGUUUCUCGAUUUCUCUUUUAUAAAGAUUGUCAUACAAUCAAGUCAAUUCAUAACAAUUCACAAAUUGAAGAACGUUAACCAUACUAAAUUAAGAUAUAAUUUCCGAUAAAAAAAGUUAUAUCAAUAUUUGUAACUGCUUGGAGUCUUGUUAGAUAUUUUAACAUGUAGUAUAUCGCACUAAAAGCUACAUUAUCCCACAGUUAAAACUUGUCCCGCUGACGUAUCACAGAUACCCAUUCUACCUUUGGUUGUUUAAAUAAAUAUAUAAAAAAAACAUGUUCGUGCUUCGGCAUAGCCACCGCCUGGCGUUAACCUUUUUUUUUGUAUCGUAUAUCGUGAUUUUUGGCCGGAAAAUCAAUCUUAAAAUCAUUGCAAGAUAAAGUGUUUCACAAUAGAAGUCCUCUCCAAAUUUCAGUACCAAUUGUUUACAAUAGGGGAGGGAGCUUAUUUGAGGAUAGAUACUGUACUAACUUUUACCCUAGGUGAGGGGCUUAUUUGAGGAUAAUUACUGUACUUAACCUUUACACUAAGGAAAGAGGCUUAUUUGAGGAUUAAUACGGUCAUAAAAGAGGAGUGGCUUAUUUAAGGAUGAAUACAGUACUUAACUUUGACACUACAGUGGCGAGCUUAUUUGAGGAUAAAUACGGUAAUAAACUCUGUUACUAGAGGAGGGGCUAAUUUGAUGAAAAAUAUGGUAAUAAAGAGGAGUGGCUCACUUGAGGAUACAUUUAUAACUGUUAUGCUAUGUUAAUGAUAUGUUAAACAGCUUAAAUGCGUUGCUAUAAAACUUUAUUUUCCAAAGAAA
Molecule: messenger RNA, 2309 nt
Organism: Pecten maximus
Lineage: Eukaryota; Metazoa; Mollusca; Bivalvia; Pectinida; Pectinidae
Product: protein-glutamine gamma-glutamyltransferase K-like
Exons: 2
Coding region: 70-306 (78 amino acids)
Biological process (GO): peptide cross-linking
Molecular function (GO): protein-glutamine gamma-glutamyltransferase activity
Source: RefSeq, a predicted model, not a curated record